AUGGUUCGUCCCUUGAACCAGGCCCUCCUCGUGCUGACCGGCGUCCUUCUGGGAGGACGCAAUGCGGUAACAGCUCUCUCUCCAUCUGAGUGGCGGCAGCAAUCUAUCUACCAGGUCUUCACCGACCGAUUCGCCCGUACCGACCUCUCGACCACGGUCCCUUGUGAACCGUCAGAUGGCGUCUAUUGCGGAGGGACAUGGCAGGGGUUGAUCUCGAAGCUGGAUUAUAUCAAGGGCAUGGGCUUCACGGCUGUGUGGAUCUCGCCGGUUGUCGAGCAGAUAGAGGGCAAUUCGCAGGAUGGCUCGUCAUACCACGGAUACUGGGCAAAGGAUAUCUGGGCUCUGAAUCCCGCCUUUGGAACCGAGGAUGACCUCGUGCAGCUCGCCUCUGAGAUUCACUCCCGAGGCAUGUAUUUCAUGGUUGAUGUUGUCACCAACCACAUGGGAUAUAUGGGCUGCAGAGACUGCGUUGAUUACAGCGGGCUCAACCCCUUUAAUUCGGCGUCGUAUUACCAUUCGCCCUGUGAAAUCAAUUACAAUGACCAGAACUCAAUCGAGACUUGCUGGGAAGGUGAUGACAUCGUCAGCCUACCCGACUUACGCACCGAAGAUGACGACGUCCGGUCGGUCUGGAACGACUGGAUUACCCAACUCGUGUCCAAAUAUUCAAUCGACGGUCUCCGGGUUGACAGUGGAAAGCACGUUGAAACCUCGUUCUGGUCUGGAUUCUCGGCCGCAGCUGGUGUGUACAUGGUGGGCGAGGUGUUUGACGGCGACCCGGCAUACGUGACGGCUUACCAGCAGUACUUUGAUGGCGUGAUGGACUACCCCAGCUACUACUGGGUGGUUAAUGCGUUCAAGUCUGCCAGCGGCAGCAUCGGUGAUCUUGUUUCCGGCCUCGGCACGAUGCGGGGAACCGCCAAGGACCUCAGUUUGUAUGGAUCCUUCCUGGAGAACCACGACGUGGAACGGUUCCCGUCCUUGACCCAAGACAAGGCACUGACGAAGAAUGCAAUCGCGUUCACGAUGCUCAAGGAUGGAAUUCCCAUCAUCUAUCAAGGCCAAGAACAGUUCUACGCCGGCGGGGGGACGCCUCACCAGCGAGAGGCGCUCUGGUCCUCGGGCUACUCGACCACGUCCGAGUUCUACACAUGGAUUACCAAACUCAACCAGAUACGAGCCCAAGCCAUCGCCAAAGACGCCAACUACCUCGGGUACAACGCCUACCCGAUCUACUCGGACACCCACACCAUCGCCAUGCGGAAGGGGUUCGACGGGUCUCAGGUCAUAGGCGUGUUCACCAACGUUGGCGCCUCGUCUUCCGCUAAAGUCACCCUUACCUCGUCUGCCACGGGCUUCGGGGCUGGCCUGGCACUCGUGGAGGUCAUGAGCUGCACCGCAUACACAACGGACUCGAAUGGCUCGUUGGACAUUACCCUCGGUGAUGGGCUCCCGGCCGUCUUGUUCCCCAAGUCUGCACUGGCUGAGAGCAAUAUUUGCUCGGGUUAA
Molecule: messenger RNA, 1509 nt
Organism: Dichotomopilus funicola
Lineage: Eukaryota; Fungi; Ascomycota; Sordariomycetes; Sordariales; Chaetomiaceae
Product: alpha-amylase
Exons: 12
Coding region: 1-1509 (502 amino acids)
Biological process (GO): carbohydrate catabolic process
Molecular function (GO): alpha-amylase activity; calcium ion binding
Source: RefSeq, a predicted model, not a curated record